CUACUAUUCCAGCCAUUACCGCCCUCGUCUGUGUUGACAACAGUGCAUGCUAGGCACAGGGCGAAAUGAUUUCCAACGAGCCCGUGCUAUUGCAUCAAACUCUACUGCGACUUCUCGUGAAUCGUGUGAAAUGCCACUUGGUUAGUUAGCCGAAUAAAAAGAGGAUCCGCGUCGUCCCUAGUUACGUCCCCGACUGAGAGUUUACAGAUCGAGGGGAGGAAAUGACCCAGCUGAGCGUCCGUCGCUGGACGCCUAAGCACGUCGCCAAGUGGCUGAAGGAGGAAGGCUUCUGUGACUAUGUGGACCUGCUGUGCAACAAACACCGCCUGGACGGCACCAGCCUGCUCGCCCUCAGCGAGUACGACCUCCGCUCGCCUCCCCUGGAGCUCAAGGUGCUGGGGGACAUCAAGCGGCUGAUGGUGUCCAUCCGCAAGCUCCAGAAGCAGAACAUCGACCUGUUGGAGGAGCUGGGCCUCCCCUUCGACGGGCUCUCUCCGUCGGCCUCCGGGGGCACUUUGGAGUGGCUGUGCAACGGGGACCCGGGGGGCAGGGACUGCGACAGCACCGACACGGCGCCGGUGGGGGAGGAGUACCACCAGUACACCAACGGGAAGUACAAGCAGCAGAUGAGGCGGCUGGACCCGGAGUACUGGAAGACGGUGCUCAGCUCCGUCUACGUGGUGUUCGUGUUCGGGUUCACGUCCUUUGUCAUGGUCAUCGUGCACGAGAGGGUGCCCGACAUGCGCACGUACCCUCCGCUGCCAGACAUCUUCUUAGACAGUGUGCCUAGAAUACCGUGGGCCUUUGCCAUGGCUGAGGCGUGCGGAGUGAUCCUCUGUAACAUCUGGCUGCUGGUUCUGCUGCUGCACAAACACAGGUCCAUCCUCCUGCGGCGCCUGUGCAGCCUCAUGGGGACGGUGUUCAUGCUGCGCUGCGUCACCAUGUUUGUCACCUCCCUGUCCGUGCCGGGACAGCACCUGCAGUGCUCAGGAAAGAUUUACGGCGACAUGUGGGCCAAGCUGCAGCGAGCCGUGGCCAUCUGGAGCGGCUUCGGGAUGACCCUGACGGGGGUCCAUACGUGCGGAGACUACAUGUUCAGCGGCCACACCGUGGUCCUCACCAUGCUCAACUUCUUCGUCACGGAGUACACGCCUCGCAGCUGGAACUUCAUUCACACUCUAUCCUGGGUCCUCAACCUCUUCGGCAUCUUCUUCAUCCUGGCCGCACACGAACACUACUCCAUCGACGUGUUCAUAGCCUUCUACAUCACUACCAGACUCUUCCUGUACUACCACACCCUAGCCAACACCCGGGCCUACCAGCAGAGCCGACGGGCUCGCAUCUGGUUCCCCAUGUUCUCCUUCUUCGAGUGCAACGUCAACGGGCCGGUCCCCAACGAGUACUGCUGGCCCUUCUCCAGGCCGGCUGUGAUGAGGAGGCUGAUUGGAUAAUGAACAGCGUCCUGUCGGACACAUUUGUAGGCCGUUGCUGUUUUCGUCUGCUUUUGUCUAGUUGCCAACGGGGGGUGGUGUUUGACAUCCUCGACAACAAAGACGCCUGAUGUGAUACACAGAGCCAUACCCUCUUUGAUUUUUGGGACUCAGCUUCCAAAGCUGCAAGAGUUUCUCGAAGGCCACUCGUCAUCGUGUUCGAUUCGAAAAAAAAAAAGUGGAAAUUUGUCAGAUUUAUUGUUUCGCUUAUUUUUUUCCUCCAAAGGAAUAUCGUGUUAUGUGGCAUGAUUUGCAUUAUUCUUUAUCUUUUAGUGAAGAGUAUCUCGAUAGCCUCAUCGAAUCCUUCAGACUACCAUUUUCUGUGCAGUGAAAACGCUAUUUGGUUUUGGAUUUUUGUCUUUGUAGUUCCUCUAAAUGCUACUCCUUGGACCAGAGUUGAAGCAAUAUGUAUAGAUCUACAUUAGACUGCAAAGCAAAAAAAAAAACAAACAAACAAACUGUCUUCAUGUUGAGUAACAUGUCUUCUGCAUUCCUUGAGCUCGCGUUUUGAAAACUUUACUAAAGGCUGUCGGAGAAAUUCACGGCUAAAUAUAGAUAGACGACACAAUGCAUUGAAUCCUGUGAAUUUAAUGUCGACUGCUUUUUCUUUUUCUGUACAGGUUGUGGAAGGGAUGUGUUCUAGAAAAUGUUAUUAUCAGCCAAAAAUAGUUUGCUUCCAGCUGUCUUAAUUACGAUUCUACUUGCCAAUUACCUUGAGUGUUAAGAUGAGAUUAGAUUAGAUUUCUGUGUCGAGAUGUUGCAAACCUUUCACAUUUACUUUAAAAUAGAUGUGUUUUUUUUUUAAAAGAAAGAAAAAGAUCAUACUACAUUGUAAAUUACCAGACUAAGACCAAGUACUAUGAACUUUUUUCUCUGACAUUAAUCUGUAGUGAACAGACCCUAAAAAUUUGUACGUAUUUGUUUUAUAUUAAUUUAUUUCAUUUUGUAAAUGUCGAUAGGUAUUUUUAUAUUCCAUAUAAACAGUUGCAGCAACGUGCACACAGAGAAAUAUGUUUACAGUUGCUUUGGACUAUGUAUUUGUUAAAAACACAAUGUGCUUUUUAAUGUUGAUUUCAGAUUUUCCUUGACAUUUUCACUGAGCGAAACUUGCCACUGUAGUGAUGCACCGGUUAUUUGGUGAUUGCAUCACGCUGAGUUUGCUAAAUGGAGGUGACAGUCUAACACAUCCUAAAGUCCAGGACGGAUGCUUUUGUGUUCACGUGUUACUGCAAAGCCACAUGACUCGUUUCUUGUCUCGUCAGGCAUUUCCAUCAUUAAAGAACUGAAAUCAG
Molecule: messenger RNA, 2782 nt
Organism: Mugil cephalus (flathead mullet)
Lineage: Eukaryota; Metazoa; Chordata; Actinopteri; Mugiliformes; Mugilidae
Gene: samd8a
Product: sterile alpha motif domain containing 8
Exons: 6
Coding region: 222-1451 (409 amino acids)
Biological process (GO): ceramide biosynthetic process
Cellular component (GO): endoplasmic reticulum membrane; Golgi membrane
Molecular function (GO): ceramide cholinephosphotransferase activity; sphingomyelin synthase activity; protein binding
Source: RefSeq, a predicted model, not a curated record